UAGAAUAAUGAAAUAUUUUCAGAAGGUGGUGUGUGUGUAAUAAAGCAGAUGAAGCAGUGCGGUCUCCUGAGGCUCAGUGUGGUUUUAUUCAAAUCUUCUUCUGGUACAAAUAGUCCCAGACUCACAGAGAACUAAACUCCCGAGUCCUCAUGUCUCCGUUCUCACUCGAGGUGUGUGUCGGGGCUUGAGCGAUGGCACAGAUCUGUCCGGAGGGUCAGUUCAUGGACAGGCUGCUGCGAGAGUGUGUGUCCUGCAGCAUGAUCUGUCACGACUCUGUUCCUCCCUCACGCUGCUCUCAGUUCUGCGUGGCCUGGAGAUGUAAAGCCGUGUCCGGUCAGUUCUACGACACGCUGCUGAAGAAGUGUCUGCAGUGCUCUGAGCUGUGUGGCAGUCACCCAGAGGCCUGCGCAGACGCAUGCACGAGCACAGGGACGGUGUUCGUGACGCAGAGGCCGGAUGUCGGCGGCUCUGCAGUGCAGCUGGUCCCCGGCAGAGGGCGCUCGGUGCCCGGAUCAGCGCUGUACUCGGAGGCGCUGCUCUACUCGCUGCUAGGCCUCUGCAUCAUAGUGCUGAUGUUCACGCUGACCGCUGCUUUCCUGCUGCUGCUCAAGAGAGCCAAACACCAGCAGCUGGACACCAAGAAACAGCAGCCCAACAAACACGGACAGUCCUCCGAAGAUUCUCUGAUGGCUCGUGUGGAUGAAGUGUCUCAGGAGCGUCCGAGGGCCACAGAGACCUGCGUCUACUGCUUCUCUGAGCACACAGACCUGCUCCAGACACACAGCGAUAAGAGCCGAGCGCUCCGGAUCAUCUGCUCCCCGACACACACCAGCAUCUCAACAUAGACCUCUCACACACACACACACACACG
Carassius carassius (crucian carp) is the source of this 871-nucleotide messenger RNA. RefSeq names its product tumor necrosis factor receptor superfamily member 13B-like. The transcript is spliced from 5 exons. NCBI's taxonomy places the organism in Eukaryota, Metazoa, Chordata, Actinopteri, Cypriniformes, Cyprinidae. Gene Ontology annotation, cellular component: plasma membrane. The record is from RefSeq and is a predicted model, not a curated record. Bases 192 to 845 code for a protein of 217 amino acids.